CUCUAUAUACAAUUAUUCAAUAAUGUUGUCUUCCAUUGCCAAGAGAUCCUUCUCCUCCUCCUCUGCCUCCGCUUACAAGGUCGCCGUUUUAGGUGCCAACGGUGGUAUCGGUCAACCAUUGUCCCUUUUGUUGAAGUUGAACCACAAGGUUACCGACUUGGCUCUUUAUGACUUGAGAGGUGCCCCAGGUGUUGCCGCUGACGUUUCCCACGUCCCAACCAACUCCACUGUCAAGGGUUACGAACCAGAAGGUCUUCAAGACGCUCUUACUGGUUCCGACGUUGUUGUUAUCCCAGCCGGUGUCCCAAGAAAGCCAGGUAUGACCAGAGACGAUUUGUUCAACACCAACGCCUCCAUUGUCAGAGACCUUGCCAAGGCCGUUGCUGACUACGCUCCAAAGGCUGCCGUCUGUAUCAUUUCCAACCCAGUCAACUCCACCGUCCCAAUUGUCGCUGAAGUUUUCAAGUCAAAGGGUACUUACGACCCAAAGAAGUUGUUCGGUGUCACCACCUUGGACGUCUUGAGAGCCUCCAGAUUCGUUUCUGAAGUUGCCGGUACCAACCCAACCAACGAAAGAGUCACUGUUGUCGGUGGUCACUCCGGUAUCACCAUUGUCCCAUUGUUGUCUCAAACCAACCACAAGAACUUGGACGAAGAAACCAGAGACAAGUUGAUCCACAGAAUUCAAUUCGGUGGUGAUGAAGUUGUCCAAGCCAAGAACGGUGCUGGUUCCGCCACCUUGUCCAUGGCUCAAGCUGGUGCCAGAUUUGCUGGUUCUGUCUUGAACGGUUUGGCCGGUGAAUCCGAUAUCACCGAACCAACCUUUGUUGACUCUCCAUUGUUCAAGGACGAAGGUGUCGACUUCUUCUCCUCCAAGGUUACCUUGGGUGUUGAAGGUGUCAAGACCGUCCACGCUUUGGGUGAAUUGUCUUCUCACGAAGAAGCCUUGGUUCAAGAAGCUAAGGACACCUUGAUCAAGAACAUCCAAAAGGGUGUUGAAUUCGUCAAGCAAAACCCAUAGAUAUAUUUAUAUAUAGUUUAAGAGAUAGGAAUGAAUGAUUUCAAUGAAA
Molecule: messenger RNA, 1070 nt
Organism: [Candida] anglica
Lineage: Eukaryota; Fungi; Ascomycota; Pichiomycetes; Serinales; Debaryomycetaceae
Source: the annotation of a GenBank genome assembly